Chrysoperla carnea is the source of this 3655-nucleotide messenger RNA. RefSeq names its product probable serine/threonine-protein kinase DDB_G0271402 (gene cdi). Gene Ontology annotation, biological process: protein phosphorylation; actin cytoskeleton organization. The record is from RefSeq and is a predicted model, not a curated record. The transcript is spliced from 7 exons. Gene Ontology annotation, cellular component: nucleus; cytoplasm. Gene Ontology annotation, molecular function: protein serine/threonine kinase activity; ATP binding. NCBI's taxonomy places the organism in Eukaryota, Metazoa, Arthropoda, Insecta, Neuroptera, Chrysopidae. The coding region runs from base 178 to 3177 and encodes 999 amino acids.
UUCCGCCAAUCCCGUUUGAAAUCCCGAACAUUUUGGGAUGUAUUUCUUCUUCGAAAUGUGUGUGCAUAUAUUGAGUGUGACUUAACAAAAAAAAGGAGAUUUUAUUUUGAAUUUAAAACACAAGUGUUUUGAGUUUUUCUAGUUGAUAUUAUUAAGGGUAUUUUAGAAUUGUUUGAUAUGGACAAUGUACCAAAUACAUGUGCGGACGUGAUAAGUGCGGGGUGUUUGGAGCCCUUGACUCGAGGGCGACAUAUAACAAGCACCCCAAAUAGUGCUGCUGUGGAUAUAACAACCAGUACACCGCGUGUUUUACAUCAUAAUGAUCGACUGAAGACUGGAUCUUCAUGUCAAGCGUUACGACAUGCGGUGUCAUCGCUAAAUCGUUUGGAUGAUUUUAUCCAAGAGAAAAUCGGAUCUGGAUUCUUUUCUGAAGUGUUUAAAGUUACACAUAGGACCACAGGUGAAGUGAUGGUUCUUAAAAUGAAUUUAUCGCGUUCAAAUCAACGUAACAUGCUUAAAGAAGUGCAGCUUAUGAACCGUUUAUCACAUCCUAAUAUUUUAGGAUUUAUGGGUGUUUGUGUACAUGAAGGACAAUUACAUGCGUUAACUGAAUAUAUAAAUGGUGGUUCAUUAGAACAAUUAAUACAAAAUUACUCAAUUGAGUUACCACAAUUAUUAAGAGUACAAUUAGCAUGUGAUAUUGCAAAGGGUAUGGAGUAUUUACAUUCACAAGGAUUCUUACAUCGUGAUCUUACCGAUAAAAAUGUAUUAGUUAAGAAAGAUGAAUCAAAAAACGAAAUGACAGCUCUUGUUGGUGAUUUUGGUUUGGCAGCUAAAAUUCCAGAUCCAACGAAAGGUUACAAGUUAAGUGUGGUUGGUUCACCAUAUUGGAUGUCACCAGAAUGUUUAAAAGGGCUUUGGUAUGAUGAAUCAAGUGAUGUUUUCUCAUAUGGUAUCGUAUUAUGUGAAUUAAUUGCACGAGUGGAUGCCGAUCCUGAUAUCUUACCACGUACUGAUAAUUUUGGUUUGGAUUAUAUUGCAUUUACUGAGAUGUGCGGACCGGAAACAUUACCAGAGUUCCUUAAAAUAGCAUUUUGUUGUUGUAACUUCGAUCCAAAAAUUCGUCCAACAUUUACAGAAUUAGUAAAACGUUUGUCACAAAUCCAAAUCGAUCAUAAACAACAACAACAAAAUGAUUUAUUAAAACAAAACCGUCCAAAGGCUGAUAUUACCAAAGGCAAAUCUGUGGAUACAUUAUUAUUACAUAAUAAUAAACAUACAACAGAUUCAUCAUCAAUAUUAUUACGUCAUCUACCAUUGAACCAUCAUUUAAAGAAUACCAACGAGAAAUCAUUUGUGGCACACAGUGAAGAACUAUUGGCUGUUUCAUCCGCUAAUUUAUUACAAAGCGACAACGAACAAAGUAAAGAUAGUACUUCAUUAAAUAGGAAACUUGUACAUCAACGUUCUUAUUCAGAAGAUUCCGGUUCAUUAGUAUUUGGACCCCACACAGCACCAAGUGAUAAAGCUCGUUGUCACUUAUUAUCACGUUCAAAUCCAGCAGAUUCCACAACAUCUUCAAUGGAUGGUAACUAUUUAACGGCAAAGAAGAUUGGAGAAAUCAUGUGUUUAGAAGACCCACACUACAAGCCCCGGAAUUCGCCUGUAUCGAAAAAGAAUCCAUUCGAGAAUCUUGUUCAGUUUCGAGGUGUCAAAAAAAUUGUCGGUGGUGCUCCAAACUCAUAUACCUCGGGGGUUAGUGAUUUAUUUUCAUCGUGCUUUGAAUUACCUUCCUGUUUUGCUGUGAAUGAUGAACGGAAAUCACCACAAAGUUUACCCGCUUCGCCGGCAUCAUCACGUAAAACAUUUGGUAGCAGUGAAGAGAACACACCUGGGGGAUCAUCCUCAACGGGAGCGACGAAAAAAUUUAAAGCAAAUUCAUUAUUCAGUCAUCCAUUAUUUAAUAAACAUGAAGAAUCAACCACUUCCACGACGUCAUCUUCCUCACCUCCUGGGGAUGUCUCAACAGCUACGCUAGGUGCGUCCUCCGACAAUAAACCCUUAAUAAAAUACAAUUCUAGUACGAAUUUGGUCGAUUUACCGUGUGAUUUAUCUUUAAAACGUCGCGGAUCAUGUGAAUCCGGAUUUUUUUCAAGUGUUGGUGAAGAUUAUCAUACUUCGUGUUGUCCUAUCGAUUUGUCCUCAAACCCACAACGACAUAAAUCCACAGCAACGUUAUCGAGUUCAAGUGCCGCGUCAAGUUUAUUUUUUUUAGAUGAUACUACCAGUACGACAGGUUGUGGAACAACAGUCAGUUCACUACGUUCCUUAGACGACUUAGAUCUUCCGUCUUCUAAUUAUUAUUUACGACACCAUCAUCAUGGUGGAAAUAUUAUAGAUAUUGAUGCACGUUAUAGUGUAGACAUGGAGUUAGCAAAACGUUUGGCUUUUGAUAUUGAACUGUCGAAUCAAAUUACGACACAUGCUGGUGGAAACCAACUGUUAUAUUCAUCAAGUAAUAAACGUACUUCAUCUAUAUAUACAGACAGUAGCGAGGAUGUAUCUAGUUUAGGAGGUGGUUCGGAUAUUAUUCAUUAUCAUCAUCAUUGGGGUGACAGUGGUUCAUCGUCAGAUCAUAAAUUCACCGGUCCAUCAAGACAACCACAUCAAAUCGCAAAAAUUGUUGAGUAUUUUGAACGAAAAGGUUGUGGAGGAAAUUUCCGUCACACAAGCUAUCAUCGAUGGAAACCUAUACCAAUAACCACAACAUCUCCAUCGAAUACAAACGACUUAGAUAAAUCAUCAGAUGAUUCAUCAUCUUCAUCGACUUCAACAACUACAAAAGAAUUUCCUUCACGAAAUUUUGCGACUAAAUUGUCGACGGUGGAUUAUAAUGAAAUUCAACGUAAUUCACGAAUUGCUGCGCUCCGGCGAAGUUUAUUAGAACGACAUCAUUUACCGUCGUCGACGUUUGUACAUAGUAACAGUAGUAGCACGAGUGGGUGUGCAAGUGGAAGUGUGAGUAGUGCGCCAAGUAGUACCUUCACUAACACCAUCAGUGGUAGUAGUAGUUUGACGACAACUAGUAUUGGGGGGAAUAAGAAAUGUUCACAACGAUUAAUGAUUUGUGAAGGUGCUGUCAGAUCGAAAUUACCUCUUUUUGAUAAAAAAUCAUAACUUAUUGUUUGGAAAAGAAAAAUGCCCUGUGUAAAAUUAUGUAGCCUUUAAUUAUAUUCCACAAAAUUUCCUGUUCGUUCAAAACAUUCAAAGUAUUUACAACUUUUUCUAUUUAUUACAACAAAACUUCGUCAUAUUUACAUAAAAUUAUACAAAAAAAUAUUUAUUUCGGAUAUCGACGAUAUAGAAAAUGAGGCAAUUCGAAGAUUAAAAAUUUAAAGACGAAACUUAUUGUCGUAAUUCAGCUGUUUGUAUCACUGGGAGACAUUUAAAUUUAGGAAAUCCAAAAAAGUAAAAACAAUUUAGAUAAAAUUUUCGGCUGAUCAACAUAAAUAUCCAAAAAAUUAUUUAAAAAAUAAAAAUUCAUUUAACAUGAGAACAUUGAAUACAGUUCUUUUUUUAUUUAUUAAAAAGAAACUGUUGGAUUAAAAUCUACAAAAUGGAAGCCUUUAUUAUUUUUAAUAAGAAGAUGUACAGA